AAACGAACGAACUUUGAAAGUAAAUCACAAAAGUAUUUUUUUAGGAAAUAAAUAUUAAACCUAAUUAUUAAGAAAGGAGGACAACUUCAGAGCCUUGAAAAAACCAGCUACAGUUCUGUGGGCCUUAUUCCCUUACCUCAGCAUCGAUAAAGAUGUUCCGUGAUCGCUUUAUUGACCUGAAAUCAUCGUUUUAAUAUUCAUACAAAAUUUUCACAAGCAUUGUUUGACCAGCUAUGGCUAAUUCAAAUUAUUUGUCAAUUACCGAUAUUUUAGUUUCAAAUGAAAAAGUGCCUUGUAAAUUUUUACACGAUUUGCCGAAAAUGGGAUUUCUAGAUCCGUCAGCAGUAGACGAUGAUUUAAAAGCUGGAACAAAUGUAGAGAUUCCCCUGUGGUUAGCUGAAUCUCUACAUUCGAGGAGAUCACCAUUAGUUGCUAUAGAUUUACCCAAAAUUUAUAAAGAUACUUAUAGAGAAAUCCUGAAUGCUGAUGCUUGUACUGUAGACAUGCAUAAAUUGAAUCAACAUUUCUAUGAAUUAGGAUGUUACAUUGCCAAACAUGAUAUUAAAGGGGAAGUUGCUAACACCCUGGUAAAUACAUUUAAGCAAAGAUUUAAGUUGCUACUUACAGCAAGUGUGUCUACUGAUUCCAUAGGCAGUAUGCAACCUUUAUCUGCCAGUGAAAGAAAACAUGCAGCUGCAGCAGCCAUUACGGAAAAUGCUAUUUCAACAUGGCUUCGGAGAGGAAACUGUCCUCUUCAGACCGCAAAUAUGGUAGCUAAUCACAGAAAACGGAAAAGAGCAGAAAUGGAAAUGUUUUAAUGAAAAGUG
This is a messenger RNA of Chilo suppressalis (striped riceborer), 827 nucleotides long. NCBI's taxonomy places the organism in Eukaryota, Metazoa, Arthropoda, Insecta, Lepidoptera, Crambidae. The record is from the annotation of a GenBank genome assembly.